Calypte anna (Anna's hummingbird) is the source of this 4036-nucleotide messenger RNA. It is a transcript of the gene CTCF, whose product is annotated as CCCTC-binding factor. NCBI's taxonomy places the organism in Eukaryota, Metazoa, Chordata, Aves, Apodiformes, Trochilidae. The transcript is spliced from 12 exons. Gene Ontology annotation, cellular component: nucleus. The record is from RefSeq and is a predicted model, not a curated record. Gene Ontology annotation, biological process: regulation of transcription by RNA polymerase II. The coding region runs from base 254 to 2455 and encodes 733 amino acids. Gene Ontology annotation, molecular function: RNA polymerase II transcription regulatory region sequence-specific DNA binding; DNA-binding transcription factor activity, RNA polymerase II-specific.
AAGGGGUUUUAAAGUGUGGGAUGUGUUCCAUGCCAAGGCAGUAGUUUCCUGAACACUUAAAGCUUUUGCUGUGCUGGAAGAAACCCUCUUGCCCUCCUUCUCUUGGCUGGCCUGAGUGUUUGGGCACACCAGAGACCUGGUCUGGAUGGAAAUAAGUAUCUUUUUGGCUGGAUUCAGUCAAUGUGGAGCUAAGCUAUUGGUAUAAGGUACAGUAACAGCUGAAGAGAAAAGCCAGAAAUAAAAGGUUGGGAGAAUGCAGGAAGGUGAAAUGGAAGGUGAGGCAGUCGAAGCUAUUGUGGAGGAAUCAGAAACUUUCAUCAAGGGGAAAGAGAGAAAAACCUAUCAGAGGCGCCGUGAAGGUGGGCAGGACGAGGAUGCUUGUCAUAUCCCAGCAAACCAAGCAGAUGGAGGGGAAGUAGUGCAGGAUGUCAACAGUGGUGUGCAGAUGAUGGUGAUGGAACAGCUGGAUCCAGCUCUUCUUCAGAUGAAGACUGAAGUGAUGGAAGGUGCAGUCCCUCAAGAAACAGAGGCUACGGUGGAUGACACGCAGAUCAUAACCCUUCAGGUUGUUAAUAUGGAAGAGCAGCCUAUAAACCUUGGUGAGCUUCAGCUGGUCCAAGUACCUGUACCAGUGACUGUACCUGUUGCCACCACGUCUGUGGAAGAACUUCAGGGAGCUUAUGAGAAUGAGGUUUCCAAAGGAGGCCUGCAAGAGGGAGAGCCCAUGAUCUGUCACACCCUCCCUUUACCAGAAGGCUUCCAAGUAGUGAAAGUGGGUGCAAAUGGUGAGGUGGAGACACUGGAACAAGGUGAACUUCAGCCACAGGAAGAUCCCAAUUGGCAAAAAGAUCCAGACUAUCAGCCACCAGCCAAAAAAACAAAGAAAAACAAAAAGAGUAAGCUUCGCUACACCGAGGAAGGCAAAGAUGUGGAUGUCUCUGUGUAUGACUUUGAAGAGGAGCAACAGGAAGGUUUGUUGUCUGAGGUCAAUGCAGAAAAGGUGGUGGGCAAUAUGAAGCCACCCAAACCAACAAAAAUUAAAAAGAAAGGUGUAAAGAAGACAUUCCAGUGUGAACUCUGCAGCUAUACUUGUCCGCGUCGUUCCAACUUGGACCGGCACAUGAAAAGCCACACUGAUGAAAGGCCACACAAGUGCCACCUCUGUGGCAGGGCUUUCCGGACAGUCACGUUGCUGAGGAACCACCUCAACACUCACACAGGUACUCGCCCUCACAAGUGCCCAGACUGUGACAUGGCCUUUGUGACCAGUGGAGAGUUGGUUCGGCACCGCCGCUACAAACACACCCACGAGAAACCCUUCAAAUGCUCCAUGUGUGACUAUGCUAGUGUGGAGGUUAGCAAAUUGAAACGCCACAUCCGUUCUCACACCGGAGAGCGUCCGUUCCAGUGCAGCUUGUGCAGCUAUGCCAGCAGGGACACCUACAAACUGAAGAGGCACAUGAGGACCCACUCUGGAGAGAAGCCAUAUGAAUGUUAUAUCUGCCAUGCUCGCUUCACUCAGAGUGGUACCAUGAAGAUGCACAUUUUGCAGAAGCACACAGAGAACGUGGCCAAAUUUCACUGUCCUCACUGUGAUACUGUUAUAGCAAGAAAGAGUGACCUGGGUGUCCAUUUGAGGAAGCAGCAUUCCUACAUCGAGCAGGGCAAGAAGUGCCGCUACUGCGACGCGGUGUUCCACGAGCGCUACGCCCUCAUCCAGCACCAAAAGUCCCACAAGAAUGAGAAGCGCUUCAAGUGUGACCAAUGUGAUUAUGCAUGCAGACAGGAGAGGCACAUGGUGAUGCACAAAAGGACCCACACUGGAGAAAAGCCUUAUGCCUGCAGCCAUUGUGACAAAACCUUCCGCCAGAAACAGCUCCUGGACAUGCACUUCAAAAGAUACCAUGACCCCAACUUUGUCCCUGCUGCCUUCGUCUGCUCCAAGUGUGGCAAAACAUUCACUCGUAGGAACACAAUGGCCAGACAUGCUGAUAACUGCUCUGGCCUAGAUGGUGGGGAAGGAGAGAAUGGAGGAGAGACAAAGAAGGGCAAACGUGGCCGAAAGAGAAAGAUGAGGUCUAAGAAAGAAGACUCCUCUGAUAGUGAGGAAAAUGCUGAGCCGGAUUUGGAUGAUAAUGAAGAUGAGGAGGAAACAGCAGUAGAAAUUGAGGCUGAACCAGAAGUUGAGCAAGAGGCUCCUGCACCACCUCCCAGUAAGAAAAGAAGAGGAAGACCACCAGGCAAAGCUGCUGCCCAACCCAAACAAUCCCAACCUGCAGCAAUCAUUCAGGUCGAAGACCAGAACACUGGUGAAAUUGAAAAUAUCAUAGUGGAAGUAAAGAAAGAACCUGAUGCAGAAACAGUAGAGGAAGAGGAGGAAGCUCAGCCUGCUGUAGUGGAAGCUCCCAAUGGAGACCUUACCCCUGAGAUGAUUCUCAGCAUGAUGGAUCGGUGAUGAGGAGCAUGAGGAGCACCACACCUGGCUGACUGAACUGCCCUGGGCUGUGUUUAAGCGGCUCAAAACUAUUUUUCCUUUUACCCUUUUUUUUUUUUUCUUCUUUUUUUUUUUUUUUCUUCUUGGCUUUGGGAAAUGCAUCAUUUUUAGACCGUUUUACCAAACGUACUGGGAAAUAAAACUUCAAGAUGAUGUUAGAAUGUGAUUUAACUAGAAACUUGCUGUUUUAUGGUAGCAUUUCAGGAUCAUGGAACAUUAGGAAAUAUUUUGGAGUCCUUGAGGGUUUCCUUUGAGAUGCUUGAUUACUUUUGCUCUGAACAGCAUUGUAAAGCUGGUCCAAGGGCCGUGUUUACAUGCACCAAGUUUUAAUACAAAAAAGUGGAAGCCUUGAGUAGAGUAUGUGGUAAACCACUCCGGACUUGCCCUUCCAGUGCCCAGAAUCCUUUCAGCCUCCUUCUCUCAGUAGUGUUUUUAACUGUAAAUGCAGACUUGGGAGGGUUCUAGACUUUUAAAAUGUUUUGGGGUUUUUUGUGGUUUUUUUUUUUUGUUUUUUUUUUUUUUUGUUUGUUUGUUUUUUUUGGUUGGUUUUUUUUUUGUUUGGUUUUUUUGUUAUUUUUCUUGUUUUGUUUUUUUGGGUUGUUUUUUUUUUUUGCUUUUUCCCACUGACUUGCUCUGGUUCUCCAAGUCAGCUGCACACGGUAGUUUUUGGCAUGCUCCAGCUGGUUUCUGUCCUUAAAUAUGCUUUGCUUUCUGCAAAGCAUUUUCUGUAAUGGUCAAGCUUGUAAAUAACUUUUUUUUUGGGUUUUUGUUUUUUUUUUUUACAUUUUAAUCUUUUUCCAGUAAUUAAGAGGUAUGCAAAAAUGCAGUUUAAAUAAACCCCAGUGUUUUAAUUCCUUUCAAACUAAGUGAUGAGAGAAUUGCUAGAGUGUAAAUGUUGGAAAAGCUGUUGAUAACCAAUCACGUAGAGAAGAGCCCUACCCAGACCAUUGCUUGCAGAAGAAGAGAAACCCACCUGUGAAAUCUGGUUUUUGAAGCACACGAAACUGGCAUUGAAACUGUAUAAUUAACCUUCUUUUUUUUUUUAGUUAUAACUUCACGACUACAUUUUCUUUGCUCUAUCUUGUAGUUGUAUUUUGUGUUUAUGAAUCCUAUGUUAAGGCAGAGGUGGUGAUUUCUUACGUGCAGCCCUCAAAACCUGGGCCAGGGAAUUUUAAUAGGUCAGUAAUGAAACAAUUUUGGAUCUCUGAGAAAGACAAAAAAAAAAGGAAUAAUGUGAAAUACAAAUGAUGCCUGUAUAUGAACUGUCACAUGUUAAAAUAUGUAAGCUUUUUAUAGAGCCUCAGUCUUGCUGAUUUCAAACAAAUUUUUCUUCUAUGUAUCGCUUUUAAGAGAGCUAUCAGUUUAGCUAUCAGACUCUAGGUUGAUGCAUUUUUGUACUUAGCUGUACUGUGUGAUAUUUUUCAUUAUUUUAGGAAGCCAACAUGGGGAAAAAAAAAUACUGUUAUAAAAUAUGUAAUGGGGUUUGAAAACUGGGAAGGAGAAUAUACUGCUGUACAGCUAAUAAAUAAUAAUGGAUUAACA